This is a messenger RNA of Adineta steineri, 2790 nucleotides long. Lineage: Eukaryota; Metazoa; Rotifera; Eurotatoria; Adinetida; Adinetidae. The record is from the annotation of a GenBank genome assembly.
AUGUAUACUCGUGAUCAAGUAGUGAAAAGAUCAUUGAGUAGUUCUGUGAUGAAUUCAAAUCUUAUUGCUGCUGGAACAGGUAUUGGAGGAUCAGACUCGAAUCAGCUCAAUAGUCCUCGUGGAAUCUUUGUCGAUGUGAAUUUAGACUUAUAUGUGACAGAUUGUGUAAAUGAUCGAGUUCAGUUGUUUCAGCCGGGAGAAUCAAAUGGUAUCACAGUAGCUGGAUAUACAUCACUAAAUCCAACAAUUACACUUCGUUGUCCAAGUGGAAUUAUAUUAGAUGCUGAGAAAUAUUUAUUCAUUGUUGACCAAGGCAAUAGUCGUAUUGUUGGUUCAGGCUUGAAUGGUUUUCGAUGUUUAGUUGGAUGUUAUGGACAAGGACCACAAUCCAAUCGAUUGAAUCAACCAUUUAGUUUGAGUUUUGAUCAUUCUGGAAACAUGUUUGUUACUGAUACAACAAAUCAUCGAAUUCAAAAAUUUUUGUUAAUGAACGAUUCUUUUGCUCUUUCAUUUAAUCAGCCAAAGUUUUGUUCAACAGCCAUUUGGAAUUCUAAUGGAAUUACCAUUGCUAAUCAAUCGAUUGUUGGUAACAAUCCUACCGCCAUUUUUGUGAGUAAAAACAAUACGAUCUACGUCGCUAAUAAGGAAAAAGACACAAUUCUAAUAUGGCAUGAAGAGAGUGUCAAUCCAAUAAAGAUCAUUCACAGUAAUUUUACAGGACCUCGGUCUCUCUUCGUCACAUCGAAUGGUGAUAUUUAUAUUGAUGAUGGUCAAAGGAAUGGUCGAGUACAGAAAUGGAGUGCAGAAACAAAUACUUUUGACACAGUGAUGAAUGUCAACUCAACAUGUUAUGGUUUGUUUGUUGAUGUCAAUGAUACUCUUUACUGUUCGAUGAUUGAUCAUUAUCAAGUAGUGAAAAGAUCAUUAAGUAAAUCUGUAAUGAAUUCAAAUCGUAUUGCUGCUGGAACAGGUAUUAAAGGAUCAGCUUCGAAUCAACUCGGAGGUCCUCGUGGAAUCUUUGUUGAUAUAAAUUUAGAUUUAUAUGUGACAGACUGUAUAAAUGAUCGAGUUCAGUUAUUUCAGCCGGGAGAAUCAAAUGGCAUCAUAGUGGCUGGAAAUGGAUCACUAAAUCCAACAAUUACACUUCGUUGUCCAGGUGGAAUUAUAUUAGAUGCUGAGAAAAAUCUAUUCAUUGUGGAUCUAAGUAAUAGUCGCAUUGUUGGUUCAGGCUUGAAUGGUUUCCGAUGUUUAGUUGGAUGUUAUCGAACGGGUUCACAAUCCAAUCAACUGCAUAGUCCAUUUAGUUUCAGUUUCGAUGGUUCUGAAAAUAUAUUUGUUGUCGAUUCAUUCAAUCAUCGAAUUCAAAAAUUUAAAUAUUUAAAAAGAUAUUGUGUCAAUACAUUCUCUGUUUUCCAAAAUAUCUAUUCAUCAUCAUUGACUAGCAACAAUCAAAUUUAUUACCGAGAUUGUGAUAAACAAAAUUUUUAUUAUGAAUCAAUUCAAGUGCAGGUGACCGAAAGUGGUCACUACACUUUUCGUGGUAGUGGUGACAUCGAUCCGUAUGGAUCUAUUUACAAAAACAAAUUUAAUCCGCUUGAUCCCUCGGAAAAUUUACUCGAUAAACAUUAUGACGGUGGCUCUGUUAUUCAGUUUAAACUUGAUAUUAAUCUUGAUGUUGACAUGAUAUAUGUAUUGGUUGUGACAACAUAUGAAUCGAAAGAAACUGGAAAAUUUUCGAUCCAUAUAUUUGGUAAAAACAAAGUUAUUCUCGAACGUCUUAGUACUCCAAUAAAUAUUCAAUUAAUAUAUUCAUCAAAAUUAACUGAUAAUAGUCCAACAUAUUAUCGAGAUUGUCAAGUACCGCAAUGCCAUUAUGAAACUUUACAAAUUCAUGUUAAUACAAACGAAAUCUUUUACACUAAAGGAAUUGGUUUGACUCUCGAUGAUAUUUUACGCAAUGAACUUCAGUCGAACACAGUAUUGAAUAAUCAACCAUUUUCGAUCAAAUUAAGCGCGGGUUUAACAAUAAUUAUGUUUGUCGCAGGAUUAAUCAAUAGUAUUCUCUCUUUUAUUACAUUUCAAAAUAAAGAUUCUCAACAAGUUGGAUGUGGAAUGUAUCUAUUAGCAUCAUCUAUUACUUCUCUUUUGGCAACUACUAUGCUUAUAAUCAAAUUCUGGUUUGUUGUUCUUACUUAUAUCAAUGGAUCCACUAGUCUGUCUGUUCUUCGUGGAGGUUGCGUAUCUAUUGAACCAAUUCUAAAACUUUUCCUGUACUUGGAUGGUUGGCUUAGUGCUUGUGUAGCAAUUGAACGAGCAGUACUUAUUUUUAAAGGAAUCAACUUUGAUAAAAAAAAGAGCAAAUCUAUUGCUCGACGAACAAUUCUUAUUUUACCAUUCUGUAUUUUUGGUACACUUAUUCACGAGCUCGUUUUUCGCAGAUUGUUCGAAUAUGAAACAGGACCAGAAACGAUAGACACGCGUGCUCGACAACGAUCAGUGGUACGAACUAACCAAAGUUUUAAAGAACAUAUUCAAGAUCAAUUCAGUGAACAUAAACAAUUGAUUAUUAGUCCAAUAGUUUUACUCGUUUUAUCAAUACCUCGUCUUAUCAUUUCAUUACUUCCUGGUUGUGCGAAAACGUCUAAGAACUUGUGGUUGUAUCUUGGAGCAUAUUUUAUUUCUUUUACUCCUUCGAUGCUAAUUUUUCUUAUCUUUGUUGUUCCUUCAGAAUUGUAUAUGAAAGCGUUUAAACAAUCGUUCAAUCGUAUUCGAAGGCGUACCCCUCCCUAA